This is a messenger RNA of Cuscuta epithymum, 1057 nucleotides long. NCBI's taxonomy places the organism in Eukaryota, Viridiplantae, Streptophyta, Magnoliopsida, Solanales, Convolvulaceae. The record is from the annotation of a GenBank genome assembly.
CAGGUAGCUAUUUGAUCGACCCUUUUCCAUGGCGGUCUCUUUGUUUAUUAACCAUUUUCUCAUUUUCUUCUUCCUCUUCUUCAUCCUUGACAAUAGUUUGAGGAGUAGCUUUUUCUUCAACAAUAAUGUGGUGUGGUCAAGUAACGCAAAAAACUCGCCGCCACUGCCACAAGCAAUUGGAGUAAUGAAUGGGCAUGAGAAGGACGACGAUGUCGUCUGGGUAAGUAAAUUUUAUUACCAGCGGAAGCAGCUGCUGGAGGAGAAAUUGCCGGCAAGCAUUGACAGGGGACGCUCACCCUCACCCCCACCACCACCCAAGCCAUCACCUGGCAGCCACGAGCCGAGACGCCCGGCGGCGGCUCCGAUGGCCGAUAAGAUAUCUGAAGAUGAGGGUAAAACUCUUCAGGCGGAGGAGCUGACUACCAAUCCAUAAGUAUUGGAGUACCGUACAUAGCUUCGAUCGAUCACUCAAUUAAUGAGGAGAAGAUCGAAUUGUGUUUAAUUCGUUUUGUUCGUGAAAUAUUCUACUUAAACAUGUUUUAUUUGGACAGUAAUUUUCAGGAAUCAUCUCGUUUGAUAUAUUUUAAUCUCAUUUAUUUGAUCUGAUUUGGUCUGUACAAGUUGGAUCUAACUCAAAAAUAUGCAGGUUGACCUUUUAGGAGUAUUUGAUCAUAUUUAAUACUUUCUUUUAGGGUUGUCCCAAAAUGAGUGUCUACUUUCUUUUUUUAGAAAGAAAUAUGUGGUCUACAUCAUUUCUCUUUAUAAUACUUAAACCCCAACCACCAGGGGCGGAGCCAGGAUUCGACCGAGAGGGGGGCUGGGGUAAAAUAAAAAAUGCAGUAGUAAACAUAUUACGUAUAAAAGUGCUAUAAUGUUAAAUAAUGUAUUAUUAUUCAUUUAAAACAUUCAAAAUUACAUGAUUAAAUGUCGCUCCCAGGGGCGGAUCUAGGCUAAGGCCAAGGAGGGCCUAGGCCCACACUCAAAAAAAUAAAAAUUACUAGUAUAUAUAUUAUGUACGAAGUAUUAAUUUAUAUAUAGUGAUUCAGUUAAUAGGGGA